Molecule: messenger RNA, 2748 nt
Organism: Blumeria graminis f. sp. triticale
Lineage: Eukaryota; Fungi; Ascomycota; Leotiomycetes; Helotiales; Erysiphaceae
Source: the annotation of a GenBank genome assembly
AUGUCACAAUUCAGACGUGCCCCCCUUGUGAUGAGUUCGACCAACCAGAAUAUUAUUUCUUCCUUAAAGGCAACGCAAAUGAUUGACAGCAAGCCCAUCCUUCCUAUGGAUCUUAUUUCCAUUAUUCUCGACUUAUUACCAGUUCCCGAUCUAAUAAGGUGUGCUCGAGCCUCAAAAAAAAUGCUAUUAAUGGUAUAUGAAGACUCAAGAUGGGUAAAGCGUCUAAGAUUAAUGGGCGUUUCUCAUGAAGAAAUUACAAAGGAUCAUUCAAAGAAUACUAUACAGAUGAAAAGAGAAAUGUCACGGAUGAAGCGCACCGAAGGAACUAAUGGAAUGGGAUACGCAGUCUUCGAAAAUGAUGCAAUUACGCCGGGGAAUGAUAAGACCACCACCUUCGACCCCGGGACGAUAGAAAAGCGCCAAAAAGUUGCAGAAAAGCAAGAUAUCCAAUCGCUAUCUUUAUCGGAAUUUGUACCUAUGACAACUUGGAACAGCCAUCAUACCCUCAUAUCCCCCAUAAGAUCUUCAGAGAUUGACUUUGAGGCACCUUUGAGAAUCUUUACUGAUCAUGAAUCGACAACAGGACCUGCAAGAGUAAAGUAUAGCAAGAUACAUGUCGUUCUAGCCCCAUUUUAUACUGAUCUCGUUGCAUCGACGAGCUACCAGGACCUCGUUAUAUUUAAGCUUUAUCAAGACCCGGAAAAACAAGCACAAAUACUUGCUCACCUGCAGAAAUUUAGCAAGUGUGAUUUAGCACAAGGAUGGGAACAGAGAUUAAAAAAGGUCAGAAAUAUGGUUGAUAUCUUUGAAACUAACGUCCUCAGUAAAUUCAAGCUUGGUUACAAAGAUGGCGAUAUUGAUGGAAAAAUGUGUCAGUAUGCUCAUGUUAUGGCAAGACUUAAUGGCGGACAUGCAGGAAUAGAUUUUUUUAUUCACGAAAAUCCUAUAUUUUCCGAAGAAGUUUGUAGAAUUCCUAGGAACUUGAUUGAUCAGGAUUCUACGGAAACUGCUUCACUUGAGAUAUCUAGAGAUUUCUUCGAAAAACUUGCGCGAAUGCUCAAUGAGCAAGCCAACGUUAUAGAUCGUGUAUUUCCGAUCUAUGAAAAUGUUUAUCAACUACUCUUUGAGAAGAGCGUCGAUGAAAUCCUCAUGGUUUAUGUAAAAACGCUCUUAGGUGAACUUUAUCGAAGAAGCAGAACCUCUUACACAAGAGUAAUACCUGGGCUUUUCCAGCAGAGCAUUCGUUUCGGUUCCUCACUCGAACCAACCAAAAAUUCCGUUGGAGACUUUCCUCAGCGGGUGAACAUAGCAAUAUCAAAUAUAUUUGAAACACACAUUGAUCUUUAUCUCAAGGAGGAGCUAGAACAGUUUAAAAGAAAAGCUGAGGCAGACGUCAAUGAGUGGGAAAGUAAAUUAACUGCUCAAGAUGCGUCUGCAGAAUCGUUUUUCAUGGCCAAUUUCAAUAGGCAAGCAGAUAAGAAGGACUUUCUAUCAUCCUUCAAGAAAGUUGUCAUGAUGCCCGUAAACGUUUUACCACCUUUUGGAGUCAAACAAAUUACAGCUAGGCAACCAUCAAAUCGUGGCACACUGCAAUCACCAAUGACCCCAGUAAUAUCAAAACCAGCAACGCCUACUCAAAAGGGCUCAGAUGACCGCUCCUCAUCGCCUAUACUACUACCAGUAUCAGCACCAACUGACGAGCUUGCCGCUAAGGCUGCACUUAUGGCUUCUCGGCUUGAGGGCAUACGCUCUCUAUUUUCAAUUGAGAUAGCUCUUCAUAUUACCCAUGAUGCUAAAGCUAGUAUCGAGCGUGUUGCUCACUUGGUUCAGCUUCAGGGUCAAACUGGAAAAAAAGUACGUCACCAGUGUUCAGAAAUAUUCAUACUUCUUCUUCAAAUACUAGGCCAACGUCACAUCAAACCAGGCUUUGAUAAAGCUGUUGAUCAUUUGUCAAAAUACAAUCCCCGUGAGAUCAAAGAACACCAGCGUGGUGUUGCACCACUAGUAACUUUUCUAGAAUUAGUAAACGUUGGUGACCUCAUUAGCCAAAUGAUCGACGUAUUUUUCGAACAGCAGCUGUGCACCAAUAAACUUGUUGAUCGAAAUGACUUCCUUGAACCAGCCGCCAAAGCCAAGAAACAUUUUGAGAACAUGCUUGAUGAACGCGUAGCUGCAGGAUUGAAUACAGGUAUCGAUGUUCUAAUGGAUGAAGUCGAAUAUCUUCUCGCCACGACACAGCUUCCAACAGAUUAUAACCCAACUCCAAGUUUAAAUGGUGAUGCUGAGGUUGGAUCCACAAAAGCUGCUGAGCUGGUCGUAGAGUUAGUUGAAAGUCACACAAAAAUGCUCAUAGGUAGCACCGAUAAAAGCAUGCUUGAUGUCUUUAACCAAGAGGUAGGUCGUCGGCUUUUUACGGUGAUUUGUAAGCAUCUAAAGCGACAGCGAAUCUCGAUUGAUGGUUCUAUGAAGCUUAUUUCAGAUAUGAAUCUCUUCUUUCUUUAUACCAAAUCCUUAAAAAACUCAGAAUUGAUCGAGUAUUUCAAGGCCUUGAAAGAAUUGAGUCAACUCUAUUUAAUUGCGCCGAUACAUGCCAAAGAAAUAGCAGAAGUAAUUGCCGACUCAAGUCGAUUCGGAGGUAUAUUCAGAGCCGAGGAGGUCUACGAGUUUGUGGAACGCAGAGCUGAUUGGUUUUCGGUAAGGCGUGAUGUCGAGAAAGCCAUGUAUGGCAUUGGGUGUACUGUAAUGUAG